ACACACACACAAAAAAGAAUCCAAGACGCAUAUUUCAACAAAGAAAUGGAAAGUGUGUUUUAAAAGUGAUACAUUGUUUGACUCACGUGCGCAUCAAACAGUGGCGAACAAGCAUGUUUGAGUCUUGAGAUACAUGCCAUAUUAAAAUGGCAACAGAAUAUAAAUAGAGCGUGAGGAAAAAUUUAUGUUGAUUCAUUUCAAAUAGCCUAAUGAUCCCGAUUUAAAAGAGGCCUUCAUCUGUUUUUUCGGAACACGCCCCACUUCUCGCGACACUAUGAACCGCCCAAACAGUUAUCGGGCGAUUUAAACCUUUGUUGCGAGAACGCGACACAUUGUUACCAUCACCUCAACACCGACUCAUCGUACCGCCGCUACCUGUAUAUUACCAGCGCUAAAAUGGCUAACAAUCUUAACGUCGACGAGGCUCGAAACGGCGAAGAUAACACAACGCCUGUUGACGAUGCUCGUCGUCUUACAAAUGGUGAAGAGAAUACAAUUCAAAGUCGGCUUGUUUCGCCAUCAGGAGUCCCGUCGUCAUGUGCACCUGAUGAAUCAGCAGCCCCGUAUAACCUUAAAACGGUGGUAUCGGUACCUUUGAGUGGCAGUAACAGUGGGUCUGAACCCUGUGACGGCGGUGUAGCAGUGACGCCAGGGGAUUCACUCCAGGAUACAACAACACCGAGUCUUCAGCCCAAGUCCAAUGGAUGCAACACGUCCACCUUGAGAUGUGGGGAAAAGCGGGAGAGGGAAUCGGACAACCCCUCUGAUGUUCCUGUGAAACGGCGUUUGAGACCAUCAGAGGAUAACGGGAAAGAAUGUUUACCAGACUACGACGUGAGAUGUGCGGAGCUAUGGAUCGAUGGUGAAAUGGCUGCUUGGGAGGCUUGUGAAUCAUCAAAGUCCAGCAGCAACACCCAACGCCAACAUGUUGUUCGACAACAUGACGGUAACCGUUCUGUCAAUCAGCCUUCCACCCAGAAGGACAUUGUACGUGUUGUUCAAGCCGAAGUGGCAGCCUGUUUUCAACCCAUCACAAAGUUGAUUCUUUUAAAUAUGGAGUGGAGCAGAACUGAUUUCGCUGAGAUGAUAAAUAGACUUCGUGCACUGCAAAGGGAUGUCACAGAGUUGGCAAAUGAAAUGCUUAAUAUGCGAGCAGAUCAAAGACUGGCGUUAGACGCAAUCUCUCUUAUGAAUGAAAGAAUGAGUGUCAUUCAAAGGUGUGUGCGUGAGACGCACCAAAUGAUGACUACUACUAGAAAAUGAUGGGUCUGUUUAUUAUAUCAUACGGAUUUUUGCCUAUUUUUGCUAAAUUUUUUCUUUUUUAUAUAUAAUUGUAUUAACGAGUGAUUUUUUUAAAAUGAUGUGCAUGCUUGUUUAU
Sinocyclocheilus grahami is the source of this 1378-nucleotide messenger RNA. RefSeq lists its product as uncharacterized. The transcript is spliced from 4 exons. NCBI's taxonomy places the organism in Eukaryota, Metazoa, Chordata, Actinopteri, Cypriniformes, Cyprinidae. The record is from RefSeq and is a predicted model, not a curated record. Bases 397 to 1263 code for a protein of 288 amino acids.